AUGUCUCAAGAAAACCCCGAUGUGCUUUUCAAGGAGGAGCGGAGCGAGCUCCUCGAGGGGAGCCUGAGUGACCACCUGAGCGAGUUCAAGAAACGGGAGCACGUUUACCUGGCUUGCAUCUCCUCCCUGGAAAAGGAAAUAUGCCACACGCACACCUACCUUAACGAAUGGAGGAACAUGCACAUGUACGAAGACGAGGAGGGGAAGGCCCAAAAGGACGACAUGGUGAACAUCAACUCACUUAGGAACCUGCUAAUAGACCCCUCGAUCAAUUUGGAAAUAAAAGAAUUGAGGCAAAAAAUUUAUGAAGUAACGAGGAAAUGGCAUCUUGCAGAAGAAAAGUUACAAGGGUUUAAUUUUGACGCACAGGCAACGGCGGGUCAAAGACUUAUAAGUAAGUGUAAAAAGUUACAAGACGAAAAUUAUGAACUCGGGAAAACACUGGAAGAGAAUACCCUGCAACCGCUCUCCAUACAAAUAAUUAACAUGAAAGAGCAAAUGCUUUUUUAUAAAAAUGAAUUGAAAAUAUUAAAAGAGUUGAAUGCAGACAUUGAUGAAGAUAAUGAGUUGUUAAGUCAGCAGUUGGGAGAGCUUUCGAAAAAGUAUACACAGAUUAGUAAGGAGAAAGCGGAAUUGGAAGAAAAAAAUGUUAAACUGAAAAACCACGUCAGUGCUCUGCAGCAAAAGUUGAAGGCGCAAAAUCACCCCCAGCAGGGCGACAGCCUCGGGGAUGUGGAUAGGAGCAGUCAUGGCGGGAACAGUCGAGGUGCAAGUCCACGUAGUAGGAGCCAUCGCAGUAGGAGCAGCCAUACCUACGGGAAAUACACAGCGGAGCGCCGCCACGAUACGUACUCCUCCCGGAACACGUCCCCCCGCAACAACCGAAGAGGUAGCCGCAAAGUUAGCCAAGCCAACUACGAGGACAGCCACCGGGCCGCAGGAGGUUACUCCAAGUAUAGACCAGACGAUGCGCACAGCAACUUCCGCGACGAUGAAGAGGAGGAUGUGUGGAGGCAGGGUUACAAAAGAAGUGACUCUCAUCUGAGAGAACGAAAAAGCAACGCCCCCGAGGAUGACCACCGUACGUACUAUAAUGACGACAAUUACAGGAAGAGGAGUUCGCAUGACAGCAGGGAAAGAAAGUACAGGAAACUGGACCGCCACCACCACAGGGAUAGGAAGGCGGACAGGGAAAGGGAAAAAGACAGGGACAGAGACAAGGAACGGGAAAAGCAUAAGCUGAAGGAUAAGGACAGGAGCCGCAAGGAACGCGGCCGCGAACAGGACAAGGAUAAGGAGUCGGAAAGGGACCGAGAUAGGGAUAGGGAUAGGGAUAGAGACCGCGAACGCGAGCGGGACAAGGCCAAAGACAGGACCAAAACGAAAGAACGCGAAAAGGCGAAAAACAAGCACAAAAGCAAAAAUAAGGAAAAGGGAAAAGGGAAGGGAAAGAGAGACGAAAACUACGACAGCAGUAAUUACUCAGAACCGAAGAGAAGACCUCCCAGGGAUCAUGGUGAUGACCGUCGGGACCAUUCCAGGGUGGACAGGUUCGACCACUCCAACGCGUCUCACAAUGGGGAUGCCGAUGAUAAGGCAAGCGAGUUCGACCGCUACGUGUACCUGCACAAGUGA
This is a messenger RNA of Plasmodium fragile, 1635 nucleotides long. RefSeq lists its product as uncharacterized. Bases 1 to 1635 code for a protein of 544 amino acids. Gene Ontology annotation, biological process: regulation of alternative mRNA splicing, via spliceosome. The transcript has 2 exons. The record is from RefSeq and is a predicted model, not a curated record. NCBI's taxonomy places the organism in Eukaryota, Apicomplexa, Aconoidasida, Haemosporida, Plasmodiidae. Gene Ontology annotation, cellular component: nucleus.